Messenger RNA from Scylla paramamosain (green mud crab), 1479 nucleotides. RefSeq lists its product as uncharacterized. The record is from RefSeq and is a predicted model, not a curated record. The coding region runs from base 134 to 1423 and encodes 429 amino acids. NCBI's taxonomy places the organism in Eukaryota, Metazoa, Arthropoda, Malacostraca, Decapoda, Portunidae. The transcript is spliced from 2 exons.
AACAUCCUUACAGGCGUGAUAAUAUUUCUGAGGUGGCUGGCUCGGGCUUGAUGGUCUGCCAUCUUUGUAUGGUUGACUUAGGCCGCGUUCACACCAAGCGAGUCGCGUCGCGUCAAGUCAAGAGCGUCAUUUGAUGCGAUUCAUUUUGACUCAUCUCCGUUCACACCGACUGCGUCAGCCCGCGUCAAGUCAGCACUCAGUGACCUGGGUAAUUUCAUGGAGAAUGGAUGCAUGUUCCCUGGCUCAAGUAGCUGCUUUGUUGUGGCUUCGUCGUCGCAGACGUAAGAAGAAACAACGAAUAUGGAUCCAUGAACUGAACAUCAAGAGGCCAGAUUUUGGAAACUUCUCUCAUCUAUUCCCAGACCUGGUGAACCAUCCAGAAAAAUUCUACAACUACUUUAGGAUGACACAUGAAAAUUUUAAGAAGCUGGUGGAGUUGACUGGAUCUUCCAUAAAGAAAAUUAACACAAACUACAGGGGUGCAGUUGGAGUUGAAGAAAGAAUGACCAUUUUUUUAAGACAUGUGGUUACUGGAGAAUCUUUUGGUUCCCUUAGUUACCAGUUUCGUGUUGGAAGGAGCACAGUACACGAGAUUAUCAAGGAAACCAGCAAUGCCAUAUGGGAAACACUACAACCACAAUAUUUGCCAGUACCUAAUGAACACCAGUGGGAAGAAAUAGCCAGAACAUUUUUCGACAAAUGUAAUAUUCCUUGUUGUAUUGGGAGUAUUGAUGGCAAACACUGUCGGCUGAAAUGUCCUGCUGGAGGAGGGUCACUUUUCUAUAAUUAUAAAGAAUACCACUCUAUUGUUCUCCUAGCCAUUGCUGAUGCCAACUGUUGCUUCACUCUAAUUGAUGUAGGAUCAUAUGGACGAAACAGUGACAGCUCAGUUUUCACUGAAUCAAAUAUGGGGAAGGCAUUUAUUUCUGGAUGUUUAGGUAUUCCACAGUCACGUGAAAUACCAAAUACUGCAACAAAAAUACCAUGCUUUCUUGUGGGAGAUGCAGCUUUUCCUCUCAAGCCUAAUCUGAUGAGACCAUAUCCUAGAAAGGACUUGGACUACUCCAAAAGAGUAUAUAACUAUCGGAUCAGUAGGGCUAGAAGAACAGUAGAGUGUGCCUUUGGAAUGCUAGCUCAGAAAUUUGGUGUACUUCAUACAUUGAUGAUGACUAGUGUUGAAGUAUCUGAAUCACUGGUGAAAAGUAUUUGUGUACUUCAUAAUUUCAUUCAACAUGAAAACAAUUUCAACUACUCUCCUCCAAGUGAUGAUGUUAGUGAUACAACACAAUACAACUUUCUAAACUCAAACCUGACAGCAACAAGCACGAGGCCUACAAGAGAAGCCAUGGCAGUUCGUGAUACCUUGAAAGAAUACUUUGUUUCCCCAGCUGGAGCUCUUGAGUGGCAACACCGAAUGAUCUAGUAAUGUAAAGUUCAUAGCCUAGUGUAUAGUUCAUAGUGAAUAAAACUGUAGUCUUA